This is a messenger RNA of Tremella mesenterica DSM 1558, 1554 nucleotides long. RefSeq lists its product as uncharacterized. Gene Ontology annotation, cellular component: cytosol; endocytic vesicle. NCBI's taxonomy places the organism in Eukaryota, Fungi, Basidiomycota, Tremellomycetes, Tremellales, Tremellaceae. Gene Ontology annotation, molecular function: small GTPase binding; guanyl-nucleotide exchange factor activity; ubiquitin binding. Bases 1 to 1554 code for a protein of 517 amino acids. Gene Ontology annotation, biological process: vesicle-mediated transport. The record is from RefSeq and is a predicted model, not a curated record. The transcript has 8 exons.
AUGAACCCAAGAAAUACCGUUCAAGAACCAUCAUCCACUGGUCAAAGUAGAUCAACGACAGAAGAUGGGAAUGGUCAAACACCAUCAGGAGAACCAAGUUUUAACUUUUCUGGAUUUCUACGUGAUCUACGUACAAGAAGUGCUGAACCCAUAGCAAGGUAUUUGAAAAGCUUCCUUUCUAGUUUUGCUAAGAAACCUUUUACAGUGAAUGAACAAGUCAAGUUGAUCCGAGAUUUUCUCGAAUUUAUCGAGGGAAAGAUGAUACAAUGCGAACCUUGGAAAUCUCAAACUUCCGCAGAGUUCGAUAAUGCCAUGGAAGCUAUGGAGAAGUUGGUCAUGAACCGUUUAUACAAUUUUACCUUCACACCACAACUGGUCCCCUCACAACCAGUCACAACGGACGAUCUAGAAAGAGAUGCCGUCUUUUCUCAACGAGUCAGAUUAUUCAGUUGGGUAAGGGAAAGACAUCUAGACGUUCCGGAAGGAGAAGCGAGUCAAGGGUUCUUAGGAUUUGCUGAGCAAGUAAUAGAGCUACUUAAGAUUAACCAUUACAAAGCGCCCAGAGAUAAAAUGAUUUGUAUUUUGAAUUGUUGCAAGGUUAUCUUUGGACUCAUACGACAUGCCUACGGAGCCAAUGCCACUUCCGCUGACGCCUUCGUCCCUAUUCUCAUAUUCGUUGUUCUCCGAGCCAACCCAGACAAUUUGCUAUCAAACAUUGAAUAUAUCAACAGGUUCCGAAGUGCCCCCAGACUUCAAGGUGAGGCCGGAUACUAUUUGUCCAGUCUGAGUGGAGCUAUUGCCUUUAUCGAAACUAUGGACGCGUCAAGUCUCAGUAAUAUUACUCAAGAAGAGUUCGAAAAUAAUGUCGAAGCUGCCAUUCAAGAUCUUCCCCCUUCACCCACUAUGUCGCCUUCAAAACCCACGGGACCAUCGGAAAUGUCACCUUUCGCAGCUGCCACACCUGGUGAAGAACCAGCUAGAGCAUUAUCACUCUCCACAUCUUUCCCUACUCUCAACAACACCCGUAGGUUCUUACAACGAACUGGGAAUCUGGCAUCGGAAGCAGUGAGCAAACCUUUGAAUGCCAUUGGAAAGAUAUUGGACAAUAUGCAACAACAAGAUGUUUCAGAAGAUGGAAGUGAUAGUGAUGUGGAACGAUCUUGGAAAGCGGGAGGUUCAAGGGAUGGAGAAUCGGAAUUGAGACAAGAACAAAAUGAUUCUCGUGAAACUCCUAGGAAACAAACUUCGAGUAGACUUCAACAGAUGAUGACUCCUGAAACACCUUCGAGGCAAGUACGAUUACUAGGAGAAAAUUCUCAUCCACCUUCAGGAAGCACAACUCCAAGUGGUGAUAUACCUCUUCCAGAUUUUUCAGCAUUACAAUUGCAAAAUACCCUCGAAAUGUCACAAGACGCAUACGAACAAACUCGUCGAGCGAACGUGACGACACUUCAUCAAAUGUUCCCAGCACUUGACGAGGAGAUUGUCGAGGCAGUAUUAGAGGGAUGUAACAAUGAUCUAGGCGUAGCUAUUGAUAAAUUAUUGGAAAUGUAA